Funneliformis geosporum is the source of this 141-nucleotide messenger RNA. The record is from the annotation of a GenBank genome assembly. NCBI's taxonomy places the organism in Eukaryota, Fungi, Glomeromycota, Glomeromycetes, Glomerales, Glomeraceae.
AGAUUUAGCUCAAUUACCUUCCAUAACUGGAUUACCUGUAUACAAAUCAUCAGAAUGGAAAUUGUUUUAUUCCUUAUGCAUAAGACAAUUUCAAAGAAUAAACCAAGAUAUACGAUACUAUAAUAUCUUACAAGAAAUUAG